This is a messenger RNA of Pectinophora gossypiella (pink bollworm), 7974 nucleotides long. It is a transcript of the gene pyd, whose product is annotated as tight junction protein ZO-1-like. Gene Ontology annotation, biological process: protein localization to cell-cell junction; cell-cell junction organization; cell-cell adhesion. NCBI's taxonomy places the organism in Eukaryota, Metazoa, Arthropoda, Insecta, Lepidoptera, Gelechiidae. Gene Ontology annotation, molecular function: cell adhesion molecule binding. Bases 103 to 6873 code for a protein of 2256 amino acids. The transcript has 28 exons. Gene Ontology annotation, cellular component: bicellular tight junction; plasma membrane. The record is from RefSeq and is a predicted model, not a curated record.
GGCGCAGGCGGCAGCGCGCGAGCACGUUCGCUUGCAUCUGUUCUCACUUUGAAUGGGCCGAUUCAAUGGCAGCCUUUUUUCUUCCGUUUAGUUAGUUGAACGAUGGCAGCGGCCGGCGACGUAUGUGCCGGCCUCAUACGACACAAAGUUACGCUCCUCCGAGAGCUUAGCGAUACAAAUAUACUGGACGUUUUAGUUAAAAAAGGCCUUUUUAGCCUGAGUGACCUUGAGCUGAUAACUGGCGCUGCUGACUCAGACAAAUGUAAUUAUUUCGUGGAAGUUGUUAGUAAACACAAUGGUGCCAAGUUGAGUGACUUGUGUUCCGUGAUGGAGAAGGAAUGCCCGAAGCUGUUUAAGGAGCUUCUGAAUGACAGACACAGAUUCAUACUUAACGGCUAUAAUCCAGCAGACAACGCCAAAGAAAAUAUGGUGAUGAGCCAUAACCUGAACAGAGAAUCUCCGCGCUCCCGCCGGUCUAUGUCUCAAUGUUCAUGCAACAGUGCGUCUCGCCGCUCCUCCAUAGCUGCAUCGCCUAUGCCUCAUCAGCCGAUGCCACACCAGCUGCCGCCGCCGCAACCUCUACCUCCCCUCAACAACACCAUGGAAGUAUACUCCGAUCCUGUCGUUGAAGAAGCUGCUGAGCGCAACAGCGGGUGGGAAACACACAGGGUCAGGUUGAACCGCGUGACGGGCUACGGGUUCGGCAUAGCUGUCUCCGGGGGCCGAGACAAUCCGCACUUCGCCAGCGGAGACCCCUCCAUUGCCGUCUCCGACGUGCUCCGCGGAGGACCCGCCGAGGACAAACUACAAGUGAACGACCGUAUAGUAUCUGUGAACGGGAUAUCGCUUGAGAAUGUGGACUACGCGCGGGCAGUGCAAGUGCUGCGCGACUCCGGCGCAGUGGUCGUGCUUGUGGUGCGGCGGCGUGCGCCCGCGCCGCCCCCCACCGCGCCCACUACCAUCAAGGUCGCUCUCUCCAGGAAUGGGAAGAAAGAAGACUUCGGCGUGGUGCUAGGAUGCAAGUUGUACGUGAAGGAACUGACGAUGCGAGCUCGAGAGCAAGUAAACCAGGCUGGUCAAGGGCUGUGCGAGGGCGACGUGGUGACGCGCAUCAACAACACCCCAGUCACAGACGCCAUGACCCUCAAGGAGGCCAGGAAGCUCAUAGAGUCCUGCAAGGAACGACUCAACAUGGUCGUCACCAGGGAGCUUAUAAGAGAAGAGACCGUCACCAACGGGAAUUACCAGAAUAAUUACAAUAGCCUGGAGGCGACACCGACCCACCAGUACUCGGGAACCGACCCGGCGCACCAAACCCCUUACUCUGGGGGCGGUCAAAACCUGUACGUAGCCGCCCCAGUGAGAGGAGGCGCUAUGGAGCAGCGCCGACCUCCCCCGCCGCACGAGCACGAGCAGCCGCCGCGCCCGCCGCCCCCGCAGCAUGACGAUUACUACAGCAGCCGCAGACAGCUAUUUGAAGAAGAUGGCAUGGCCGGGCAGAGGACUAAGCCACCGAGCGAGCCUCGGCUGAUCAGUUUCCAGAAGGAGGGCUCGGUAGGGCUCCGGCUGUGCGGCGGCAACCGCUCCGGAGUGUUCGUCUCUGGGGUACAACCCACCAGCCCAGCCGCCCUGCAGGGGCUGCAACCCGCUGAUAAGAUACUUAAGGUGAACGAUAUGGAGAUGAAGGGAGUGACGCGCGAGGAGGCUGUGUUAUUCCUGCUCAGCCUGCAAGAGCGCAUCGACCUCAUCGUGCAGCAUUCUCCCGACGAGUACAACGCUGUUGCCAGCGGACAGAUGCCGGGCGACUCAUUCCACGUGAAGACCCACUUCCACUACACGGAGCCCACAGACGGCGAGAUGUCAUUCCGCUGCGGAGAUGUGUUCCACGUCGUGGACACGCUGCACAAUGGCACCGUGGGGGCCUGGCAGGUGUACCGAAUAGGUCGCAACAACCAAGAGGUGCAGAAGGGCAUAAUCCCGAACAAGGCGCGCGCGGAAGAGCUGGCGACUGCGCAGUUCAACGCUACCAAGAAGGAGAUGUCUGGUAACGACGGCAAGCACAACUUCUUCCGGAGGCGGCGCUCCACGCAUCGCCGCAGCAAGAGCCUCGGCAAGGAGCACUGGGACGAGGUGGUCCUGUCGGACAGCAUCAGCAAGUUCCCGGCAUAUGAGCGCGUCGUGUUGAAGCAGCCGGGGUUCGUGCGGCCCGUCAUAGUACUGGGCGCCGUCGCUGACAUCGCGCGCGAGAGACUCCUCACCGAGAACCCUGACAAGUUCGCCUCGCCUAAAAUGGACAGCACAUUAGAAGACAGCAAGACCAAGUCGACAGGCAUCAUCCGUCUGUCAAGCAUCCGGACCAUCAUGGAGCGCGGCAAGCACGCCCUCCUCGACAUCACGCCUAACGCGGUGGACAGACUCAACUACGCGCAGUUCUAUCCGAUAGUGAUCUUCUUGAAGGCUGACAACAAACAUAUCAUCAAGCAACUGAGAGCUGGAUUGCCUAAAUCGGCGCACAAGUCUUCGAAGAAGCUUCUAGAACAGUGCCAGCAUAUGGAGCGCGUGUGGGGUCACGUGUUCACGCACACCAUCACACUGAGCGAGGCCAACCAGGGCACAUGGUUCAACAAGCUGACCGACCUCAUUCAGAGGACACAGCAGCAGCAGCUCUGGGUGUCCGAGACUAAGAGGCCCGAGCCGUUGUCGGAUGACUUUUUGUUCUCAAUGUCGUCGAGCACGGAGAAUCGACUGUCGUAUGCUUCAAGUCCCGAGAGUGACUUGGAAGUGAGUCCGCCGCCGGCGCCGCGACUCGUCAAGUCGUCCUCCGACCCGUCGAUAGCCACCACGCAAGAUAACAUGGACCGGGACGACGAUAUGAAUCACAUGGGCGACGCGGUCCCUCCGCCUUACACGCAGGGUGGUUACGGGGACAGCAAGUAUGGGUUUUCGUCGAACAGUAAUGGCGGCGUGUCGACCCCAGGGACCCACAACAGCCAGGGUUCACACAGCAUGGGCCAACAAGCCAACGAGGCUCCGCCGUACCACUCCAAUCCGAUGACGCACUCGCCUCCACACUCGCCUCUAUAUGGCACUGUGCCCGAGUUGCCUCCGCGAGGGACUGUCACCAGGCCGGCGGGAGGAGUGCUGUUGCCUGCGCCGCCACCGGGGAGGCCGCCGCAUACCCUCAGACAUAACCCCUCUACUAACCGUCCGAGUGCGCAAGAGCGUCUAUUCGGGCCGCCUAAGGACGCCGGCAGUGACGAAGCGUCCACGUACACUGCUCGGCCGACCAGCAUGAUCAUACAACCCACGCAGGGCCAGGGCUCUUUAGACAGGCACCGCCAUGCGUCCAAUCCGCAGAGUUCUUACGACGGCACGUCUUCGUACGACUACGGCAGCGCGUCAAACAAUGGCUCGGUUCUCGGUUCGCGACUGCCGCCCAACGCUCCAGACGACCUGAAAGUCGCGCCGCCUUCCAUUAAAAUGGAGCCACCGCCUCCGCCUAACCCGACGGCGAUGUCCGCGCAGAGUCCGCAACGCAACUCCAAUUCACACGAACACAACUCCCUAGACUACAGAAACAAUGAUAACAAUUACAGUAGGUCAGCAGAAGCGUACCGCAGCCCGCAGAGUGGGCGGCCGCCGCCCAUGAACGGCAACAGCCCGCACACGCCCAUGCACGCUCGUGGGCCCUCGCUGCCCACCGUGCCCACUAACGACCAUGCCAAAUACAGCGCCCGUACGAACUCGGCGUCGCAAGCAGACUACAGCGGGCGUGGCGGAGCGCCCGUGCCUCCUUACAAGCCCGUGCCGCCGCCGAAGCCCAAGCACUACCGCCCACCUGACAACGCGCACCAUCCCAGGAACGGCAGUAUGGACCCCCCUCCCCCCGCUGUGCAGACGCCGCGCCCCCCUGCGCCCGGCUACCCUCAUUACUCGCACCAGCACUCACACUCGCAACCACACCGCCCCGGCCCGCACCACUACCAACAGCAAAACAUGUACGGUGGUCAGAUGCCGCCGCAGUCCCCGCCGUACUCGGGCCCCCCGUCGCACCACCGCGCCAUCAACCUGCCCCACAACCCGCAUCUCAUAGAUUUAGCCGGGAGCAGAGAGCAACGCGGGUCGGCGUUCGAGCUGUAUAGGAAACCACAGCACAUGCACAAUCUCAGUUCGUCUGACGCCAUGAACUCCAGUGUAGAGCGCGACGAGACGUUCUCACCAAAAACUAAAAAGAAAUUGUCAAAAAAACCGUCGUUCAUUAAAAACGCUGUCCUCGAUUUGUUCCGUUCGAAAACGAAAAAUUCGCAGAAAGUGUCUCGACAGAAGUCACUGUGCGAGAGUGACUUGCAGCAGAGACACCUGCCGCAGAUGCCGAUGCUAAGGCGGGAGAAGUCCGACCUGGGCGACAUGAGUGUGCACAUGCGCAACACGCAUAUCAGGAACCAGAUGCUGCAGCGCAGCAACUCCUCCUCCUGCGAGAAACCCGUGCUCAAACCGAUCCUCAAGCGACAGAGUUCCUUCUGUGAUGACAGAAGUGGUGCCAUCUGCACGGUCAGAGACUACGACGCUAAGCCAGUUUUGAAAAAUCUAAGACGGCAAAACUCCAUGUGCGAGAUCGAAACAGAACCGAAAGUUACCCCACUGUUGCGUAGACAAAACUCCCUAAUAGAGUACAACAGAAGAGGAAUCUACGGACAGACGUCCAGCUUUAAUAUGAUUACCAAAAUUGACCCAAUUUACCAAAGACAGCAGCAGUUAAAACAUGAACCAUUCCAUCCAACACAACCACUACCUCCAGAGCCACUCUACCAAAGUAAAGAACAUAUUGUUUAUGACCCCAUACCUAAGCCUAGAAGGACAUACGCUUCCUUGUACGAUACCUCUAGCGAGAACCCUUAUGCAAGCAGAUCUGAAGUGUCGAAUCAAAGUUUUGAGAAUCCUUACGGAAAUCGUCAGACAGUGGCGAUGCCGAUCAUGGACCCGCCUUACGCUACCAGAGCUGAGUGUGCAAGGGAGAGUCCGUACGCCACAAGAAAUGAAUUAAUGUCUGAAAGUCCGUAUGCUACAAAACAAGAAAUAAGUAAACAUUCGGAUUCAUUUUACAGCGAGUCGCCUUAUUCAAGUAAAGAGCAAAUGUUAAGGCAACGAAUGACAUCCGAAAGUCCUUACGCAACUAAAGAGGAAAUGUUGCGACAGAGAUUUUCAGAAUCUCCUUAUAACACGAAAGAAGAGAUGCUAAAACAGAGAAUGGAAGGUUCAUUUAGCAAAGAACCAAUUUAUGGAAAAAGAACGUAUGAACCGCCACCAAGUACAUCGUGGUCCGAAAAUUCUUAUGGAGUUCGACCUGAAAGAAGGUUGCAGACUCCGGUAAACUUCCCGGGUAGAAUAUCACCAAUGAGCAAAUGUAUGAGUGAACCUCCGUAUGUUACAAGGACCGAGAUGAUGGGUAGAAUCGGUCAAACUGACUCUCCCUAUGCCAGUCGAGCUGAAGUCAAAUCAAGUUGCUCUGAUAUACAGUAUGGGAGUCGCAAUGAAAUGUCUGACUUUAGGCAAGAGGCCCGACCGGCGUCAGCUGAAUGCACUUACGUAUCCAAACAAGAAAUCCUUUCACAAAAAGCUGCUUUACAGGCAAGCAGAGAAUCGACAACCACGAUUAAAUUAGAGGAAAAAUUAGAAAUGAUUAAACAAAGAAACCAAGCUAAAAAGGACAUGAUUUAUCAAACUAGAAAAGAAGCAAACGAAAGCGAUUCCAUGAAAAUUAGGGAACCGCUUUAUGUUUCCAAAAGAGAAUUGAAAGAAUGCGUCAUUUAUGAGUCCCACCAAGAAAAUAAAGAGAUAGUACCAGCUGUCCUAGUGACAGACAGCAGCGCCCGUAGCAGCCCGUACGAGCUGAGCGACGCCAACCACUUGUCUCGCAGAGAGCCAAUAUAUCAGACUAAAUCGGAAGCCGAAAAUGUGGCAAAACCUGAUACAUUCCAAGAAAUUGAUUUUUCGAAACUUAGACUUACUGAAUCGAAGACCGACGCAGAAAAAGAAAAAUCUUUGAAUAUGGAAGCGAAUAUUUUGAAGGGUGAACCAAUAUAUGCUCCUCGAUUGCACGGCAAAACAGACCAUAUUUCUAAUGCACUGAAAGUCACCUCGUCGCCUAUUCCUUAUGAGUCCACGACAUCUAUGGAGACUCAUUAUGCUUCCGAGUGCAGCAUGAACUUUGAAAAUAAACCACAGAGCACUCCUUACACGUCACAAGAUCUCGAUGAUCAGAGACUAGUAAAACCGAACAGAACGGUAACUUUCUGCGAGCAGAUUCUCGAAAAGAGCCCAGAGAAUAGCCAAGAUACUUCCGAUAAUAUGUCUGCCAGUCAGAAUGAAACAACAGUGAUAAACAAUCAGAACACAGUGGUUCAAGCGUCGAGCUCGGAAGACAAUGAUUCAACAAAUAAAACAGAUGAUGUGGAGCCUGAAGGUCCACAUACAACUUGGGGUAUAUUCGACAGCGAAGGUGGCGUGUUAGAAGACAGGCAAUGGGGCGUUUCGCUGAUCAUUCCACCGAAGGCGAUCGCUCCCGGCAUCAAGCAAAAGAUCUACUUUACUGUAUCGGACCCGCGACUGAGCCAGCGAGUGGGGGGACCUCCAAUCGAUAUGGACAACGGUGAAGCGAUGCUGUCGCCACUAGUGAUGUGCGGUCCGCAAGGGCUGGUGUUCCUGCGGCCGGUGACGCUGCGGCUGCCGCACUGCGCCAACGCCGUCCCCUCCCUAGGCCUCACUAUCAAGGCCACGGACACUGAGGCCCACCUCAGCACGGACUGGGACCAGAUACAUCUCCCCGCCACCACCACGCUCAACACCGUUGCUGUCAAAGUCGAUCACUUCUAAGCAGAACUAGACCUUUAUCUGGUACCUACACUAGCUUAAAGAUAUUCAAUGUAUACGGGAAACCCGUUUCAUAAUCAAAGUUUUAAAAUGCUUAUAAAGUGUAUUUGUAUUUUUGCUCAUUUUAAAAUUACUAAAUUUACCAGAAAAAGGGCUCGUUCUACUCAAGAAGGUGAUCCAUAUCUCAAGUCUUAAUUAAGAGUAGAGCUUAAUAAAUGUUUAGUGUCACAUUGGUGUUAAAGUUCUCACAUUUAUGAUAUAAUAUUAUACUAGUAAGAUUCAAUUUAUUCCAAUUCUGUGUAAAUGUUAGCCUAGGACGGUGCAUAAAUAAUCGUAUUUCAAUUAUUCAGUUGUAGACACGUAUGUCAAAAGUAUACGUUUAUAAACAUUGAUGUCUGCCUAUUCAUAUUGAUGUUAAUAUAACAUUAUUUCGGAGCACCUACUUCUAAACUUAAAUUAAGUAAUCGUUUACAUUAUUUCGGCACUAAAUAAUCCCACCUAUUCUAAAUUAUCAGGAACUAUAUAUUUCAGUAUUGAUAGCGGUGCUAAAUGUUUACAUGUCUAAACUUAAAAAUGUAUUUAAUGUGUAGAAUCUCAACGAGCUUAUAUUCAAUGCAUAUUCUUAAAUAUUCUCGAUGUAAGUAGAUGUUCACAUGACUGGGAUGAAAAGCUCUUAGGUAAUGAAAGGCGAACUCGAUUCUCUCAUAUAUUUUUUUAACUAAGCAAUUUCUUACCACUUAGAAUUAUUCAUUUAAUUUUAAUUUUACUAUAUUUACAUAUUUGUAAUAUUAUUAUUUAAUAUUCAGUCGUGUAUUUAGCGGUAAACAAUUGUAUCGGAAUGUUAGAAUUUUUAAUUCGAAAUCAGAUAUUUUCGUAUUUUGGCUUCCGUAGUUUUUAAAAGGAAUUGAAUUUCGUGAAUAUUUUUGUAUUUAGUUUUAAUUUGAAAUUAUUAAACGAUGUUAUUUUACAUGUUACUCGACGCGGUGAUGUACGGUUAGUUCGAAGUCAUUUUUUACGAUGUAUCCAUUAGGAUUGAUUAUUGUUAUUGUAGAACUAAUUUGAGUUUACCUUGAACUCGAAAUUAAAAUUUUAUAUCUACCGAAA